GUGGGUGAGCUCACCUGCACUCAGAGCCGCGCUGCCCUGGGUCUGGGAGCGCCUCCUCCCCUCUCCUCUUCCCGCCCCGCAUGGCUUGGGAUUUGCUUGGCCACCCCAGGAGGGGUGGACCGUCGCAACGCCUUCCCCCCUUCACCCUCUCGUCUGCUGAGAUUGUUUUGUUCGCUGUGCAACAGACGACUAAAUUGGAUACGGCAUGGAUCUGGGGCGAGAUAAACAAGGCUGCGAAGCGCACUACUCCAACGAGGAGCAGCGGGCGUCCAUGCUACCCGGCGCCGGGGAGCCGCCAGCGAGGAGCCGCUGGCAGAGCCGCCGAUGCCGGCUGCUCACUGGGGUGCUGCUGGCUUUGCUGUUCAUAUUACUCCUUGGACUGGUCCUUGGACUUGGCCUCCGAUCAAAUGCAGUUGAAACCUGGAAGUGUGAGUCUCGCUGUGGUGAGAAGCGACUCGGAGAAAGCCACUGUUCGUGCUCUGAUGACUGCAUCCAGAAGAAGGAUUGUUGCACUGACUACAAUUGGAUUUGUAAAGGUGAAAAAAGCUGGCUUCAGGAAGAUUGUGAAGAUAUUGCGACACCCCAAUGUCCAGCAGGGUAUACUCGGCCUCCUCUCAUCCUGUUUUCGCUGGAUGGAUUUCGAGCUGAUUAUUUUCAGAAGUGGAAUAGUCGCUUACCUGUUUUGAGUAAACUGCGAACUUGUGGUGUGCAAACUCCAUACAUGAUACCAGUGUUUCCAACCAAAACCUUUCCAAACCACUAUUCAAUUAUCACAGGGCUCUACCCAGAAUCUCAUGGUCUGAUUGACAAUAGCAUGUAUGAUGUGGGCAUGAAUGCUUUUUUCAAUAUUCGAGGAAAGGAAAAGUACAAUCCUCUGUGGUACAAAGGUCAACCUUUGUGGCUGACAGCGCAGUAUCAAGGUCUGAAGUCGGGGACCUUCUUCUGGGUUGGAUCUGAAUCCAAGAUAAAUGGAUCGUACCCAAACAUGUAUCGACUAUUUAACAGCUCCAUUCCAUUUGAAGAAAGAGUCUUCACAAUUCUUAAAUGGCUGGAUUUGCCAGAGAAAGACAGACCUGAUUUCUACGCCCUCUAUUUGGAAGAACCAGAUUCUACAGGGCAUAAACGUGGACCUAAUAACGAGAAUCUAGGAAAUGCGCUGGAGAGAGUGGACGCAAUGGUGGCGAUGUUGGUGGAUGGGCUUAAACAAAGAAACCUGCAUCAAUGUGUCAACCUUAUUGUGAUAUCAGACCACGGAAUGGAGGAAAUAGACUGUUCAAAGAUUGCAUAUCUGAAAGAUUACUUGGACACGACCGAGAACAUUUAUAUAAGGACUGGCUCAGCUCCUCGGAUAAGGAGUAAAAUCGUUCCUGAUGAUUAUUUCACAUUUGAUUCAGAAGGAAUUGUGGAAAAGCUUGCUUGUAGAUCUUCAGAUCAGCACUUCAUACCCUACCUGAAGCAUCACUUGCCAAAGCGUUUGCACUAUGCCAGCAGCAGAAGAAUUGAAGACCUUAACUUGUAUAUGGACCCACAAUGGCAGGCUGGUCUGAAACCAUUUAAGUAUUGCACGGGUGGAUUUCAUGGUUCUGAUAAUCAGUACAAGAACAUGCAGACCAUCUUUGUCGGCCAUGGACCUGGAUUUAAAGCCAGGACUGAAGUUCAACCCUUUUCAAGUGUUGAAGUCUACAAUCUGUUGUGUGAUUUGUUGAAAAUCACUCCUGCACCCAACAAUGGCACCUAUGGAAGUUUGAAUCAUCUUUUAAGGAACCCUGUGUAUACACCAACCCACUUAAAAGAAGCAUCUUCAGCAUCUUCAUGCCUUUCAUCCGAUUUAACACCAACCAUUAAUCCGCAAAUGAAAUGUACAUGCAGUUCCCUGGCAUCAAUGCCAAAAAAUCCAUGUGAGAAACUACAUCUUUCCUUGGAUGAAGUUGAUGUUGCAGAUUCUCAGCAUUUGCCCUAUGGAAGACCAAGGGUUGUGCAGGAGAACUUUAAAUGGUGUCUCCUGCAUCAACAUUCGUAUGUAAGUGGAUACAGCCAUAACAGUUUAAUGCCGCUGUGGAGUGCAUACACUGUCCUUAAAACAGAAAGUCUAAUUUCUCCUCUGCCAAACAUUCCAAACUGUACGUUUGAUGAUGUUCGACUUCCUUUGACUAUGAAUCAUAGCUCAUACAACGGCAGAGAUAACAACAACACAUAUGGGUUCCUUUACCCGCCCAAUCUGCUGACCGAUAAUAAUCAGUUUGAAGGUUUAUUUACCAGCAACCUUAUACCCAUGUACAAAGCCUUCCAAAAGAUAUGGAAUUACUUCCACGAUGUUCUGCUAGUGAAGUAUGCUCAACAAAGAAAUGGCAUCAAUGUGAUCAGCGGACCAGUGUUCGAUUUUGAUUUCAAUGGAAGGUUCGAUACUCCUGAUGUUAUUGCAAAGAAUGCCAAGGACGGGUACAACCCACCACCAACUCAUUUCUUCGUAGUUCUUACUAGCUGCAAGAACAAAAUGCAAAGCCCUCUGCAGUGCAAGGACUCACUGGAUGUAUUGGCUUUCAUUCUGCCUCAUAGACCUGACAACAGUGAAAGUUGCGCAGAUGGCAAAGAGGAAUCCCAGUGGGUAGAGGAGCGAAUCUGGGCUCACAGAGCUCGAGUACGGGAUGUGGAGUUGAUCACUGGACUUGAUCUUUAUCAAGAAAGCAAGCAGCCAGUCACAGAGAUCUUGCAGCUCAAAACAUUUCUACCAACAAUUGAAGAUCAAAUUUGAGUGCCUUGUCAAUGGUAAUAGUAUUUUUAACAAUUUUUUUAUGCAUAAGUGAAUUUAAGUGCACUUUAGGGAGGCUUUGUAAACAGGUUCUGGUAGAACCCAAGGUGUUAGAGUACAGAAAAGGUAAUGGAAGUGUGAUACAAUGGAACAAGUCACCUCUUUUGUUACAUAUUCAAUUGAAGUAUUUUUUUAAUUUCCAGAUUUUUUAAUGGAUUUGUUAUUGCCUGUCAAGUUUUUUUUUUAAGCAUAAUUUUACAAGGAGACAAAUUCCAGUGGAAAUAUUAGAUUGAGAUUUACCAUGCAUGUCCAGAAUAAUGUGCUGACAUUUAGGUUCAAGAUUCAUUUUAAUUAAACCUGUACUCAUAUUUGGAAGAUUGAUAUGACCAGACAAAAUUGAAUGUACUGCUUCUGAAACCAGAUCUAUGAAAGGUAUAAUUUCAACAUUUGCACUAUAAAAAUAACAUUAUAACAUCGUUGCAGUUGCAUUUCAAUUUGAUAUUAAAAAAAUAUAGCUUUCAUGUUAUAUCUUCCCCCAUACAGAUUAGUAUAUAGUCACCCCUUAAUGUUAUACAAUCAAGAUGAUUAAUUUGUCCAUGUUGCCCUCACCUUCUGGAGAAUUUUUAACAGGUGUGGUCUCUGUGCCAGAAGUAGUAUAUACAUUUGAGAGGCUUUAACGUUCACCAAAUAGAUUUGUGGGAUGGUGGAUUCAUUGUUUGAGGAGAGAUUAUGCAAUCUUUGUGAUUAGAAGGAUAAGAGAUGAUCACAUUGAAACAAAACCUCUCAUGAGGCCUAACCAAAUAGGUAGGGUGUUAAUGUUUUCCCUGCCAGAGAUGAAUAGAACCAGGAGUUAGCCAUUCAGCAGUAAAAUGAGAAUAAAUUAUUUAAUCCAAAAGGCUUGGUCGCUGAUUACAUGCAAGGCAGAGUUCAAUAGCAGUUAAAUCAUGUGGAUUGAUGUAGGAAAGAGGUGCUGCAGUUAAAGAUUAGCCAUGAUCAUAUUGAAUGGAGAAUUUACAAUGGGCCAAAUGGCCUUCUCCUGAGAGGUGUUCUGGAUACAUUU
Messenger RNA from Amblyraja radiata (thorny skate), 3809 nucleotides. RefSeq names its product venom phosphodiesterase 2-like. Gene Ontology annotation, biological process: nucleoside triphosphate catabolic process; ATP metabolic process; inorganic diphosphate transport. The transcript is spliced from 24 exons. The coding region runs from base 206 to 2752 and encodes 848 amino acids. The record is from RefSeq and is a predicted model, not a curated record. Gene Ontology annotation, cellular component: cell surface. Gene Ontology annotation, molecular function: metal ion binding; phosphodiesterase I activity; dinucleotide phosphatase activity. NCBI's taxonomy places the organism in Eukaryota, Metazoa, Chordata, Chondrichthyes, Rajiformes, Rajidae.